CCCCGGCCCUAAGCCUCUCACGGUUCGGGUUCUCCCUCACACACUGAACACCAUGGCGGCGGCGGCGGCGGCUCCGGCUCUAUCCUUGGCCGAGGCGGCGCCGGUGACAGCAGUUCUGGCACCGUGUCCCACGCCCUCGAGGACGUUCCGCCGCCGCAGCUGGGUCGCGGCUAUCUGCCGGCCCGCCCUGAAAUGCCACCACAGUCGUCCCCUGACCGCCGUGGUCGCCGCGGCUGCGGCUGCCGCUGCGGCGGGGGACUCGACGUCGGCCGGCGUAUUCCACGGCGAGUGCUUCGUCGUGGGGGAUAACAUCGACACCGACCAGAUCAUCCCGGCCGAGCACCUGACCCUGGUCCCGUCCAAGCCCGACGAGUACCGCAAGCUCGGCUCGUUCGCCUUCGUCGGCCUCCCCACCGCGGCCUACCCGACGCCGUUCGUCGCCCCCGGCGAGGAGACCACCCGCUACGCCGUCAUCAUCGGCGGCGCCAACUUCGGCUGCGGCUCCUCCCGCGAGCACGCGCCCGUCGCCCUGGGCGCCGCCGGCGCCCGCGCCGUCGUGGCCGAGGGCUACGCGCGCAUCUUCUUCCGCAACUCCGUGGCCACCGGUGAGGUCUACCCGUUGGAGCUAGCGGACACUGGAGCCUGGAAGGAGUGCAAGACCGGGGAUGUGGUCACGGUGGAACUUGAUAAUUGCGUCAUGAUCAACCACACAUCCGGCAAGCAGUACAAGCUGAAGCCUAUCGGCGAUGCCGGGCCGGUUAUUGAGGCAGGCGGGAUCUUUGCCUAUGCCCGGAAGACCGGAAUGAUCGCAUCCAAGUCUGCGUGAGGGAAAGGCGAGUUUGGUCUGCUGUCAAGAUAGUCGAGGCCUCUGCAGAUAGCAAGUAAGACUGGGUUGUGGAUUUGAACCUAUUGCACCUCUAUGCGAUUGUCCAUCAGUUGUACUGCUGUUUUUACCUAGGUUGUGUGUCAUCAGUGGUGUUUUUGGAAUAAGUUAAAAGUUACAGAGUACUGAACUAUGAUGUAUUAGUCCAUGUGAUCUUAUGUAACACCUUAUGUAAUACACUCGUUUAUACCUGCCGAUUUGCCUAUCUCGUUUCGAUAAUAUUGUUUCUUAUACCAAAGAAAUUAUCAUUAUAUAAUGGCAAUUCA
Oryza sativa Japonica Group (Japanese rice) is the source of this 1149-nucleotide messenger RNA. Its product is annotated as 3-isopropylmalate dehydratase small subunit 1. The record is from RefSeq and is a predicted model, not a curated record. NCBI's taxonomy places the organism in Eukaryota, Viridiplantae, Streptophyta, Magnoliopsida, Poales, Poaceae.